UUGCUCCGGAAAUCGAGGUGCGAAUAUGGCCGACUGCUCGUAUCUUUUCACAUUGCUCCAGGUAGUUUAGCCUUUGACAGAAACAGUGAGUGAUACGUUUAUGUUUUCGAUAAGAGGCGCGAGUGUAGAAUGAUAGCCGUGGACAACGAGUCCGGCGUCAUCGAUACGAUAACGUGAUCCUGGAAAACGGAGAGGUGAUUUGUGCCGAGCAAAACUGGAAUCUUUUGUUGAGUAUAAGAAUAUGGCAAGCCCCUCGCCACAGUCUUCGCCCAUGCCACCUCCGCAAGCUCCUAGCCCCAUGGGUCCUCCUCAACAGGCACCGUCCCCAUCUAAUGCACAAGGCAGUCCGAUGGGACCUCCGCAACACCAUCCCCAUAGUCCCACACAGGGUUAUCAAAGUGGUCCGCCAAUGCCACCUGGAGCACCUCCUAUGAGCCAACCACCACAGCCUCCACCACAACAACAAAACUAUCCCCCUCAUCCGCAGCAGAUGCCGCCUAAUAUGGGUCCACAGAUCCUUGGAAAGCGUCACGGAUCACCUGAAAGUAAUGUUGCACGUGUCUGUUAUCUUAACGUUAUUUCUGCAAAAACGAUAAAUGAGAAUCAAGGGCCAGGCGGCCCAGUAGGCCAAGUUCCAACUUCUCAGGGUCCCGGAGGACCUAUGGUGCCUGGCCAGAUGGGUCCGAAUGGUCCACAAAGUGGAUCUCAUAUGAUGCAAGGCGGUCCCAACCAAAUGGGUUCUAAUGGACCAGGUCAAAUGGGUCCCGGCGGCCCGGGUCAAAUGGGUCCCGGUGGUCCAGGUCAAAUGGGUCCCGGAGGACCUGGACAAAUGGGACCAGGAGGUCCUGGACAAAUGGGACCAGGAGGUCCAGGACAAAUGGCGCCAUCUCAUAUGGUGCAAGGUGGUGGUCCUCAUAUGGGUCAAGGCGCGCCAGGGCAAAUGGGUCCUGGAACUGGACCGAUGCAAGGUCCUCAGAUGGGUGGAGGUCCUCAAGGUUCUCAAAUGGUUCCCGGAGGACCCGGACACAUGGGAGGACCUCCAGGUCAUAUGAACGCAAGCGGUCCACCAGGACCAGGACACAUGACUUCUGGUGGACCUCCUGGUCCAGGACACAUGGGUGGAGGAGCUGUAUCAGGACACAUGAACGCCAGCGGGCCACAAGGAUCUACCAAUUUGUGCGGGAGUGGUCCUCCCGGGCCGGGGCACAUGAAUACUAGUGGACCACCUGGACCAGGUGGUCAUAUGGGCACUGGCCCUCCAAUUUCUGGUCACAUGAAUGCAAGUGGCCCACCAGUAUCUACGCAUAUGAACGCGAGCGGUCCGGGAAGUCACAUGGGUGGAGCUCCUAAUCAGAUGGCAAGUGGUCCUACAGGACACGGUAUGGGUCCAGGAGGUCCGAACCAGAUGGUUCCGGGUGGACCGAAUCAGAUGAUUUCGAGUAAUCAAGGACAAAUGGGACCGAACGGACCGAUAGGUCCUGGACAGACAGGACAAAUGGGACCGAACGGACCUGGUCAAAUGGGUCAUAACGGACCAUCGCAAAUGGGUCCGAAUGGACCUGGACAAAUGGGCAUGGGUGGACCACCGGGUCAAAUGAGUAUAAAUGCACCAGGUGGACAAAUGGGACCAGGUGCACCAGGCAAUCAAAUGGGACCUUCUGGUCCAGGCGGUCAACUAGGACCAGGCGCACCAGGCGGCCAAAUGGGACCAUCCGGUCCGGGUGGUCAAAUGGGGCCAGGAAGUGGUCCUGUAGGUCAAAUGGGUCCGAACAAUCUUGGUCAAAUGGGUCCGGGAAGUGGCCCAGGAAACGUGCCAAUGACAACAAGUAGUGGACCUGUUUCUAUGGGACCAGGAAAUGGACCUAACGGACCUGGAAUUGGCUCAGUUGGUGGACCUGGCGGCCAGAUGACAUCGAGUAGUGGUCCCGGAGGACAAAUGGGGUCAGCCGGUCCUGGGAGCACUUCUGGAGGUCAAAUGGGCCCAGGAAAUGGUCCUGGAGGACAAAUAAACGCUGCUAGUGGACCUGGUGGUCAAAUGACACCUGGAAGCGGACCUGGAGGCCAAAUGGGACCUGGCAGUGGACAAAUGGGACAUGGUGGCAGUGCACCCGGAGGCCAAGUGGGGCCAGGAAGCGGUCCUGGUGGUCAAAUGGGACCAGGAAGUACUUCCGCUGGUCAAAUGGGACCAGGGGGACAAAUUUCAUCUGGUGGUCCGAAUCAAAUGAUGCAAGGAGGCCCGGUUGGUCAAAUGGGUCCGGGCACUCCGAGCAAUCAAAUGGGACCGUGUGGUCCGAGUAAUCAACUUGGUCAUGCGAACACUGGCGGGCAAAUGGGGCAUAACGGACCGGUCAGUCAAAUGGGUCCUACUACUCCUACUACUUCAAUAGGUCCCGGGAGUCAAAAUCAAGGACAAGUUUCCGGUGGAACACCGCCGCUUGGAUCGGGUGCACCAGUAAACCAAAUGAGUCAAACUGGAAGUGGACAGAUUGGACCUACCGGUCCUACAGGACAACCUGGGCCCGGACAAGAGAAUCUGAAUGCUCUUCAAAAAGCUAUUGACUCCAUGGAAGAAAAAGGCUUACAAGAAGAUCCUCGAUAUUCUCAAUUGUUAGCCUUAAGAGCUCGUCAAGGCAGCGGCAUGGGAGAGAAGCAAGCAUUUAAUCCACAACAAAUGCAACAACUACGAGCUCAGAUAAUGGCGUACAGAUUGUUAGCAAGAAAUCAACCGGUACCUCAACAAAUUUCACUGGCUGCACAAGGUGGCGGUCCUGCUCCCCCAGGGAUGGGUCAACGCCCCAUAGAUCCGUCUCAAGCCCCGGCUACAACAGCUGGGCCACAAAUACCGGGUCCAAAUGUUAUUGGUCCUGCAGGUGCUAGACCGGGUUGUCAAACGCCACAGCAACAACAGCAGCAACAACAACAACAGCAACAACCUCAGCCAGGAGCUAAAACUAAUAGAGUGACGAGCGUGGCGAAGCCCGCUGGGUUGGAUCCGUUAUUGAUACUGCAAGAACGAGAAAACAGAGUCGCGGCUCGCAUAUCACUUAGAAUGGAGCAACUCAGCAAUUUACCGACAAACAUGCCAGAAGAUCUCCGAAUACAAGCUCAGAUCGAACUGCGCAUGCUUAGAGUGCUAAAUUUCCAGAGGCAAUUAAGAUCAGAGAUCAUAGCAUGUACACGAAAAGACACCACUCUUGAGACUGCGGUAAAUGUGAAAGCUUAUAAACGUACGAAGCGGCAAGGAUUGCGCGAAGCCAGGGCUACCGAAAAGUUAGAGAAGCAACAGAAACUAGAAGCAGAACGUAAACGAAGACAGAAACAUCAAGAAUUUCUCACCUCCGUGUUACAACAUGGCAAGGACUUCAAAGAAUUUCAUCGCAAUAACGUCGCGAAGUUGGCUAGACUUAACAAAGCAGUGCUUAAUUAUCACGCGAACGCCGAACGGGAACAGAAGAAAGAACAAGAGCGCAUUGAGAAAGAGCGUAUGCGCCGUCUCAUGGCGGAAGACGAAGAGGGAUAUAGGAAACUGAUCGAUCAAAAGAAAGACAAACGUUUGGCAUUCUUGUUGUCCCAAACCGACGAGUAUAUCAGCAAUCUCACGGAAAUGGUUAAGCAACACAAAAUAGAACAAAAACGGAAACAAGUUGAGGAACAAAAACGCAAGAAGAAAAAGAAGAAGAUACAAGAUGGCGAGAACGGUGAAGAGGGCACAGCUAACGAUGACACUCGUGUCGGUGUGAUAGAAACGGCCACUGGCCGCACAUUAACCGGCGACGAGGCACCAUUGAUGAGUCAAUUGUCGGCAUUUUUGGAACAACAUCCCGGAUGGGAGCCGAUUGAAUCGGAAAGUGAGGAUGAAGAAGGUGAGGAAGAUGAGGAAGAGAAUGGCGAAAGCGACAAAUCAGAGAAGAAAGCCCCGGGCGAUUCCGAAGAAGAUAAAGUUAAGAAAACGAUACACAAAGCGAAAGUGGAGGACGACGAAUACAAAACAGAAGAACAGACAUAUUAUAGUAUUGCUCACACUGUACACGAAGUUGUCACGGAGCAAGCGAGCAUUAUGGUGAAUGGAAAACUAAAAGAAUAUCAAAUUAAGGGUUUGGAGUGGUUAGUUUCACUUUUCAACAAUAAUCUAAACGGUAUUUUGGCGGACGAGAUGGGUCUCGGUAAAACAAUCCAGACUAUCGCUCUAGUAACAUAUCUUAUGGAGAAGAAAAAAGUCAACGGUCCAUUCCUUAUCAUUGUUCCAUUAUCGACAUUAUCGAACUGGGUUCUCGAAUUUGAGAAAUGGGCGCCAAGCGUUGUCGUAGUGUCUUACAAAGGUUCUCCAGCUGGCAGAAGGGCGAUACAGUCUCAGAUGCGAGCCACAAAGUUCAACGUUCUACUGACGACUUACGAAUACGUUAUAAAAGACAAGGGUGUAUUAGCCAAGUUGCAAUGGAAGUACAUGAUCAUCGACGAAGGUCACAGGAUGAAGAAUCAUCAUUGCAAACUGACACAAGUGUUGAACACGCAUUACUUGGCUCCCCACCGGCUAUUGUUAACGGGUACGCCGUUGCAAAACAAAUUGCCGGAACUUUGGGCGCUCUUGAAUUUCCUGCUGCCUUCGAUCUUCAAAUCCUGCAGCACGUUCGAACAGUGGUUCAACGCUCCCUUCGCUACCACUGGUGAAAAGGUGGAACUGAACGAGGAAGAGACCAUUUUAAUUAUCCGUCGUUUGCACAAAGUCUUGCGGCCUUUCUUACUGAGACGUUUGAAGAAAGAAGUGGAGUCGCAAUUGCCCGACAAAGUGGAGUACAUUAUCAAAUGCGACAUGUCUGGUCUGCAGAAAGUACUUUACAAACACAUGCAGAGUAAAGGUGUGUUAUUAACCGACGGAUCGGAAAAGGGAAAGCAAGGCAAGGGCGGCGCGAAAGCUCUUAUGAACACAAUCGUACAAUUGAGAAAACUAUGCAAUCAUCCGUUUAUGUUCCAAGCUAUAGAAGAGAAAUAUUGCGAACACGUAGGCACUCAAGGUUCCGGCGUUAUUACCGGACCCGAUCUGUUUCGCGCGUCCGGAAAGUUCGAACUUCUCGAUCGUAUUUUACCCAAACUGAAGGCUACAAAUCACAGAGUAUUACUGUUUUGCCAAAUGACUCAGUUGAUGACAAUUAUGGAAGAUUAUCUGAGUUGGCGGGGAUUCAUGUAUUUAAGAUUGGACGGCACAACGAAAGCGGAAGACAGAGGAGAUCUGUUAAAGAAGUUCAACGAUCCCGGAUCGGAAUAUUUCCUGUUCUUAUUGUCUACGCGCGCCGGCGGUCUCGGUUUGAAUCUCCAGGCUGCGGACACGGUCAUCAUCUUUGAUUCGGAUUGGAAUCCUCAUCAGGAUUUGCAAGCUCAAGACAGAGCGCACAGAAUAGGACAGAAGAACGAAGUGCGCGUACUUCGAUUAAUGACUGUCAAUUCGGUGGAGGAGCGAAUAUUGGCAGCGGCCAGAUACAAAUUGAACAUGGACGAGAAAGUAAUUCAGGCCGGUAUGUUUGAUCAGAAGUCCACCGGGUCUGAGCGACAACAGUUUCUUCAGAGUAUUCUGCAUCAAGACGAUGCCGAGGACGAAGAAGAGAACGAAGUGCCCGACGACGAGACCGUAAAUCAGAUGAUCGCCCGAACGGAAGGAGAAUUCGAGACCUUCCAGAAGUUGGACUUGGAAAGACGGCGCGAGGAAGCGAAAUUGGGUCCGAAUCGCAAAUCGCGUCUGCUGGAGGAGGCCGAAUUGCCCGACUGGUUGGUAAAGGAUGACGACGAAGUGGAAAGGUGGACGUACGAAGAGGACGAAGACAGAUUCCUCGGUAGAGGUUCGAGGCAACGUAAGGAAGUAGAUUAUACAGACAGUCUAACCGAGAAAGAGUGGUUGAAGGCGAUCGACGACGACGGGGCCGAAUACGAGGAAGAGGAAGAGGACGAUAAGAAGAAGAAGAAGACGCGAAAACGAAAGAAAAAGGGAGAGGAGGACGACGAGCCUAUGCCGAAGAAACGUAGGGGCGGCGGUUCCUUAGUCGAUCCCAAGAUGAAACGGGCCAUGAAGAAAUUAAUCUCGGUAGUUGUUAAUUACACUGACAGCAGCGACGGUCGAUUACUGAGCGAACCUUUCAUGAAAUUACCGUCUCGAAGGGAAUUGCCCGAUUAUUAUGAAAUUAUUAAGAAACCUUUAACCAUUAACAAGCUGUUGCAAAAAAUUGAGGAAGGCAAAUAUGCCGAUUUAGAUGAGCUCGAGAAAGAUUUCAUGCAACUUUGCAAGAAUGCUCAAAUUUAUAACGAAGAGGCGUCUCUUAUUCACGAGGAUUCGAUAGUGUUACAAUCUGUAUUCACAAACGCGCGUCAGCGUCUCGAAGAGGAGGGUAAUAAUUCUGACGAUGAUAAAGAUGGCGAAGAGGGCUCGGAUGCGGAUUCUAGUGUGCGAAUGAAAAUAAAAUUAAAAGGAAGAAAAGGCGAGGGAAGAGGCGGUCGUAGAAAGCGAGUCACUAAAAAGUAUAUAUCCGACGAUGAUGAUGACGUGGACGAUAAUUGAAGAAGCAUAUUACUUUUCCCCCUUUUGAGGACGGUAUUUGCUUUGAAUUAUUUCAAUGUGUCAUUAUAGCAUUUGUUUAUAAAAAGAAGACAAAAAGAAACAUUUAUUGCUUGAUGAUGGUGUUAUGCGAAAGUACAAUGGGGAAUUGUAACUUGACUCUCAUCGAAUUGUAAAGUUCUAUUGUGAUGUGGAGAACGGUUAUCGGCAUACUGGGAUACACAUUUCACAUCGUAUUAAUGUAAUUUAUAAUAAACAAAACCGGACGGUAAAUGAAACAUUGAUGCAAUGUGCACUUGUGUUGAAUCUGUGAAUUGUGAACACACAUUUAUAUUUACCGAGUAUCAAGAUAUAUAUAUGUAUAUUUUUAAGAUUUAUUUGCAUUAAUCUCGACAUCUCACAGAAUUUUUAUUUAAGUUUUUCGUACAUGUAAAAGAGUCUCGUAAAAAAGUGCCGCAUCUGCAUUUUUUUUUUUUUUUUAAUCAAUUCGAACGUGCUUUAAAGAAGAAACAAACAAAAAAGCUUGCGGUUCUUUUAAUUUUAUCGUUGAAGCGUUGUUGUUCCCCGCCUGAAUUGUAUAAUAAACUCUACAUAUUACAUUUCUACAAGUGAUCAGGUAUAUAUAAAUAUAAUAUACAAAAUAUGUAAAGAAACUUACAUUUAAUUCGCUGACACAGUAUCAUGUAACCCAUUUGCAAAAAUCUUUGCUAAAAAAACAAGAAAAAAAGAACGAAUAAUAAUAACUAGGUUUAAUUAUUUGUGAAUAAAAAAAAAAAAAAAAAGUCAAUAAUUUAUUAACGUCGGUCACAUUGUGUGUCGUCGCCGAUCUAUAUAUUUCUAAUUAUACGACUUGAUUUUUUUUUAUUUGCCCUUUUUUUGUACAUUGCAUCGGCGGUGAUGUAUUGGCGCGAUAUUUUGCGCGCUCUUAUAUAAAAAAAAAAACUUGUUUAUACUAUUUAAAAAUAUUAUAAACACAAUUGUCAAUAUAGGAAAAAACUGAGCUCUUUUUCUCUCUUUCUUUUUCUCUUUCUCUCUAACUCGUCCGAUGAACUUUAUUUAAAAAGUUUCCGCAGAAUUAAAAUAAAAUGUAUGGAGAUGUAACGGAGAUGGUCUCUUUAUAAUUAGAAUGUAAUGGACUUUUUAGUAUUAUCACACCGGUGAUCUUCUCUUUGGUACGUCGUACACAUCGUGGGAUGUGUCGUAUUUUUUUUUUUUUUUUUUUUAAUUGUAUAUUUCCAUUAAAACUUUCGCAAUUCCGAUAUUUUACACAUCGGAGAUGUGUUAUAAACUGUACUAUCGCAAACCACAUUUGCGUGACACGAUUAAUUAUAAUUUCUCGAAGAUUUACGGCACGCACACACAUUUACGUGUGUGCGCAUGUGUGUAUCUGUGUGUGUAUGUGUGUAUGUGCGUGUGUGUGUGUGUAUGAUGAUGGAAAACCCAAUUCUAUGUAUAUGCAAAUGUACAAUAGAACGAGAAGUAUAUAAAUAAAUUACAGUAUAAAAAUUC
Molecule: messenger RNA, 8050 nt
Organism: Pseudomyrmex gracilis
Lineage: Eukaryota; Metazoa; Arthropoda; Insecta; Hymenoptera; Formicidae
Gene: brm
Product: ATP-dependent helicase brm-like
Exons: 19
Coding region: 242-6544 (2100 amino acids)
Biological process (GO): positive regulation of transcription by RNA polymerase II
Cellular component (GO): nucleus
Molecular function (GO): ATP-dependent chromatin remodeler activity; transcription factor binding; histone binding
Source: RefSeq, a predicted model, not a curated record